Ricinus communis (castor bean) is the source of this 1525-nucleotide messenger RNA. Its product is annotated as RHOMBOID-like protein 5. The transcript has 5 exons. NCBI's taxonomy places the organism in Eukaryota, Viridiplantae, Streptophyta, Magnoliopsida, Malpighiales, Euphorbiaceae. Bases 255 to 1166 code for a protein of 303 amino acids. Gene Ontology annotation, biological process: proteolysis. Gene Ontology annotation, molecular function: serine-type endopeptidase activity. The record is from RefSeq and is a predicted model, not a curated record. Gene Ontology annotation, cellular component: membrane.
AUAGAUUAUUAAAUUGCAAACAAAUCGCACGUGGGCUAGAAUUUGAUCAACCUGAAAGCUGAAAUAAGUUUUGGACCGACUUCAACUAAAGGGGAAAAAAUUAAAAAGAGUACCUAACUUAACUGCCACAGCCUAGCAUGAAGCAAGAUUCAUUCUUUACCAUCCAAAACCAUAUAUCUCUCUUCCUUUUUUUUUUCUUCUCUCUUUCUCCCUCUCCCUGAAACUCCUACUUGCUCCGCUGCUUCUCGGUGCAGAUGGGCAAGAGGCCGCCAGUACCAGAUAUUGAGGUGGGGGCCUAUGUCAAACAGCCGCCGCCUCCUCCUCCUCCUCCUCCUCCACCACUCCCUGAGAAAUGGCGCUCCUGGCUGGUGCCUGUCAUAUUUAGUGUUAACAUAACCAUAUUUGUUUAUACAAUGUAUGUGAAUGAUUGCCCUGCAAAGACAGGUGCAGAUAAAUGUCUUCUAUAUGAUCUUUUAGGGAGAUUUUCAUUCCAACCAUUGCAAGAAAAUGCUGUCCUUGGACCUUCCGUUAUCACGCUGGAACGUUUAGGGGCACUUGAUCCGAUGGCAAUAGUAAAGAAUGGCGAAGCGUGGCGCUUCUUUUCCUGUAUAUGGCUACAUGCUGGAGUUGUUCAUCUGUUUACAAAUAUGAUCAGCCUUCUAUUUAUAGGAAUCCGACUUGAGGAGGAAUUCGGGUUUUUGAGGAUAGGAGUGUUGUAUGUAUUGUCCGGUUUUGGUGGAAGCUUGAUGUCUUCUCUUCGUCGGAAGCCAAGUAUAUCAGUCGGUGCAUCUGGUGCACUUCUCGGACUUCUGGGAUCAAUGCUAUCAGAGCUCCUCAUGAACUGGACAAUCUAUGCAAAUAAGUGUUCAGCAAUUAGCACCCUCUUGCUAAUCAUUGCCCUGAAUUUGGCCUUUGGUCUCAUACCUCAUGUGGACAAUUCAGCUCAUAUUGGAGGAUUUCUUUCAGGAUUUCUUCUUGGAUUCAUUCUUCUAAUGCGUCCUCAAUAUGGAUAUGUAAGCAGCAGGUAUAUACCUGUAGGAUACAAUAUCAAAAAGAAAUCCAAGCACAAAUGCUAUCAGUACCUACUGUUGAUCACAGCAUUAGUUGUCCUAAUUGUCGGAUAUAUAUGGGGUUUGGCUGCACUGUACGGUGGCCAUACAUUAUAGAUACCUCCUGAAUUAGCUAGUUCUUCAAAGAGCUCAAGACCAGAAAAAGAAAACUUUCCUUCUAUGUAUGUACACUCCUACCGAACUAUAAGUUACUAGUAUAAAUGAAAUACAUUGCGCACAUAAUUGUGUGUUAGAUGUAGAAUUAUAGGCAGUUGUGCGUUUGUAGUAAUGUAUAUUGCUGUUAUCUUCUUUACUCAUCAGUAGUAUAUUGCUGCUGUUCUCUUUCAAUUUCAAGGUAUGUGUUUUUUGUGAGUGAAGCUGAAGGAGAGCAGCGCUGAACAGACAACACAUCCUAAGGCUUUUGUAUAUUGGCUCACAUAUAGUAUGUUAAAUAGAUAAAAUACUCGGAAUCUAAA